AUGCACUGUGGCUCGGAGGGGAUGCCCUCACCUUCAAGCUCUUUUUGGAUCUCAGGUCUGGCCUUCCCAGACUGGGCUUACAAGGCCGAAUCCAGCCCGGGCUCCCGGCAAAUCCAGCUCUGGCACUUCAUCCUGGAGCUGCUGCAGAAGGAGGAGUUCCGGCACGUCAUUGCCUGGCAACAAGGCGAAUACGGGGAGUUUGUCAUCAAAGACCCCGACGAAGUGGCCCGGCUGUGGGGCCGGAGGAAAUGCAAGCCCCAGAUGAACUACGACAAGCUGAGCAGGGCCCUCAGGUAUUAUUAUAACAAGCGCAUCCUCUACAAGACUAAAGGGAAAAGGUUCACCUACAAGUUCAACUUCAGCAAGCUGAUCUUCAUCAACUACCCACUGUGGGGCAUCCCAUCCCCUCCAAGGCCAUUGCUGAUGUGCCGGCCACACGGAGGAACCACCAAUGUGCAGACAGAGAAUGCUAUGCUUGUGCGAAGGGCCCGUACCAUGGACCAGCUUGUCUUCCCCAGGAGCAGCCAUGAUCUGGGAGACCCUCAAGAAAAGAGAGGAGCAUCCGAUAGCGGCUGUGAGUAUGGUUAUUUCCCUUCCUGGGAAGGGAUUUAG
Molecule: messenger RNA, 612 nt
Organism: Anolis sagrei ordinatus
Lineage: Eukaryota; Metazoa; Chordata; Lepidosauria; Squamata; Anolidae
Product: ETS translocation variant 3-like protein
Biological process (GO): cell differentiation; regulation of transcription by RNA polymerase II
Cellular component (GO): nucleus
Molecular function (GO): DNA-binding transcription factor activity, RNA polymerase II-specific; sequence-specific DNA binding
Source: RefSeq, a predicted model, not a curated record